CUGGAAAGUCUUUUUAUGUAAGACUGAAGAAAAAGCGCCACCGAGAGCCAGCAGAUCCAGAGUUAUGGAACCGUCGGGGAAUAUUUCCGGGACAGAGAAAGUGGCUUUGAACGCGAUGAGAAGGGUUUUCCGAAGAUUGAUCAAUCGGGUCGAUGCUAACAACAAAGAAGAAGAGGAAUUUCUGGAGAAUAAAAUCCAAGAAACAUCCGUGACUCAGGCUCAACAUCAACAACAGAUUGCUUAUCACAACAUGGAGAAAAAGACUGAAAAAGCGGAGACAAGAAAUUCUGUUUUGCAGGAAAUCUCAGUCAGGGAACAGAUAUUGAAUGCGGAGAAGAAGUUGAAAAGGGCCAGAGAUCUAGAUGAGAAACAGGAGGAACUGGAGAUUUUAGCCAAGCAAAUCGAGCUGAGAGCAAAACUUGUGGAAUUGAAGGAAAGGAAGCUUGUCAGGAAAGAGAAAGAACUUGAGCUCAGGGAAGAGCUUUUGGAAUUGAGUAAGAAAACCGGAGGAAAUUCCGAUUUCCGAGGAGGAGCAUCUUCCCUGAAACUGUUGGAUUCAGCAAAUCAUCAGCCUGAAUCUGUUGGAUUAAGAAAAAAAAUUCACGCGCAUGCCAAGAAUUCCAGUGCAAUUUACAAGUUUUGUCAAUGCACAAGGCCCAUAAAAAAUCGAAAGAUUGCUUCAGGUGAUUUACUAGAGGUAGACAUCCCAGCUUCCUCAUGGAUGAAAACUUUGAAGAUUGAAUUUCACUCUGCCAAAAAAGAUGAGGUGGAAAUUAUUCGGGUUAGUUUACCAAAUCAGAGUACUGUUGGCGAUCUACUCAACAAAAUAAAAACGAUGGUAGAAUUGUCAAAACCGGAUGCAGAGCUUAGGUUGGUGGAGGUUUACUUACAUAAGCUAUGUAAGGUAAAGAUCUCUCACCUCUGUGAGAAGAUUGAAAACAUAAAUGAUCAAAAGGGCAGAAUUCGUGCUGAAGAGAUUCCAGAUGAAGAAAAGAACCUUGGUCCACGUGACAUUUUAAUUUGUGUGUAUCAUUUUACACUACGAACAACACUACAUCGUCAGAGAAUUCAGAACUUUGGAGAACCUUUUUUCCUGGUCAUUCAUGAGAGUGAAACUUUAGCUGAAAUUAAGCCCCGCAUCCAGAAAAGGUUGCAAGUUCCGUAUGAGGAAUUUUCAAAGUGGAAGUUUGCAUUUGUAGUAUUCGGAGGGUUCCCGGAGUAUCUUCAGGACACCGAUGACAUAUUUAAGCGGUUUCAGUGGAGAGCUUCUACUGGCUCUUUUGUGCAGUACCUUGGGUUGGAGCAUUCUGAUACCACUCCUCCUCAAAAGGCUAUCGUUCCAGAAUCAUCAUGCCUUUGAGUAGCAGCCUUCUGGAAAAUACAAUUCAGGGAUGUUGGGAGCAUAGCAACGAGUUUGUACAUCUAAUCCGAUUCAGAGCUGGAUAUGUAAAAUGUUGCGACUUGUGUUGAGAGAGGUGGCUUGAGUGUUUGUGCAUCUUUGUUUUCUUUCCUUUCCAGUUCCUGGAAAAAAUUGUUUUACUUUUAUCUUCGAAUGGAACUUUUCUGUUGGAUCUUGUUUGGUGUUUUUCAUAAAAAAGAUUGAUGUGUUUCCUCUUUUUA
Messenger RNA from Oldenlandia corymbosa var. corymbosa, 1620 nucleotides. The record is from the annotation of a GenBank genome assembly. NCBI's taxonomy places the organism in Eukaryota, Viridiplantae, Streptophyta, Magnoliopsida, Gentianales, Rubiaceae.